This is a messenger RNA of Chrysemys picta bellii (western painted turtle), 4819 nucleotides long. RefSeq names its product Jun dimerization protein 2 (gene JDP2). Gene Ontology annotation, biological process: regulation of transcription by RNA polymerase II. Gene Ontology annotation, molecular function: RNA polymerase II cis-regulatory region sequence-specific DNA binding; DNA-binding transcription factor activity, RNA polymerase II-specific. The record is from RefSeq and is a predicted model, not a curated record. Lineage: Eukaryota; Metazoa; Chordata; Testudines; Emydidae. Gene Ontology annotation, cellular component: nucleus.
GAACUAGGAAAGUAGGUUUCUGCAACACUUGAACAACAACCAAAGUAACGCAAACAACCAAACAGAUAGACAAAUAUAAUCUCAAAAUCAGUGUUUAAGCAACUGUCAAUGGUCUGGAGCUGACAAAAAACGCUUAAAAAUUAAAAUAUAGCCAUUAUAAAUUCAGGGAGGUAAGAUCGGUGCCACUCAGAGGGUACAGCAUUAAUUAUGACUUCCAAUAUUGACAGACAUGGGUUGCCAAAAUCAGAAUGAUGAAAGAUAGGUAGAACUGUGCCUGGUAUCAGGGAUCAUAAUUGGUGGAACACUGUUCCUCUACAAAUAUAUCCACAAGGUAAUUUGGAAUUCCCCAGCUGGAGUUACCAGGAACAAGACUGACUAUCUGUGUUUUGGAAUGAAAUUUAGAUCUACUCUCUAGGAUGUCAGAGCAUACAGAGGAGCUAGUAUCUGAAGCGACUACAAUUUGUGUGGCAACAUUGAAGAUCUAAUUCUUCUGUACUUUCCUUCAUCUUUCUCUCGCUCCUAAUAUAUUUACAGAACCUCUUCUUACUGUUUUUUAUGUCCCUUGCUAGGUAUAACUCAUUUUGUGCCUUAGCCUUUUUUAUUUUGUUCCUACAUGAUUUUUUUUUUAUUCAUCCAUAGCAAUUUGUUCAUGUUUCCACUUUUUGUAGGAUUCCUUUUUGAUAUUCACAUCAUUAAAGAGCUCCUGAUGGAACCAUUUUGACUUCUUACUACCUUUUUAUCUUUCCUUUGCAUCGGGAUAGUUUGCUGUUUUGUCUUUAAUAUUGUCUCUUUAAUUGCCCUGCAUUCUCAUGAACUCCUUUUUCCCUUAGAUUUGCUUACCGGGAGAGGUUGCCUACUAGUUGUCUUUAGAAACCAUGUCUAGGAAAUGUCUAACUUGUAGAUACAUAUAGAAAUCCCAAAAAGGGUUGUGUGCCCUGGAAAAAGUCUCCAAAGGUCAACUGUUCUUUGGCAGCCCACGUUUUUGAAAUUAGUAUCUUUCUAACCUAGAGGGACAGUUUAUUCAGGAAGUCAUCGAGAAUUUUGGGAUGGUACCAGGGCACUUGACUGCACUUUUCAAAGUGGUGCCUCGGACAGGACAUUGUCUGAUCUCUUGAGGCAGCAAAGUGUUGUAGCCAUAAAUCAGGCUAGAAAGAAUAAAAGGAGAGUGAUCUGCUGCAUCACUGGUCUGCUGUGUGUGAGGUAUUGUUUUGAAUUUCUGUAAAAUGUAGCCAGUUCCAAAUGUGGAAUUUAGAGCUGACCAGUGAUAGAAUUUCCAGGUCGGGAGGUUACUAUCUUAUUUUGUUUUCUGUCUUUGCAGCCUCAACCAGGCCAACUGAUAAUCUGUCUCUUCUCAGGCCAUGUAAAAUUACUACAUAUUUUCUCUCUAGUUCUCUUUUAUACCCAGUAGGUAGGAGUACUGGAAAAACAUCCAUUUUUAUCAAGUAGCAUCAGCCCAACAAGACUAUUCAUUAGUUGAGAUUCUGCAUCUUUUAUUUAUUUAUUCAUUUUCUCCUUUCCAAACUAAAAUGUCCUAGUCUCUGAGGUCAUUUUGUAUUGAACACUCCCUUCCCCAGUGCCUUACCUUUUUCUUUCUGCUCUCUGCUCCUGUGGAGUUGAUGGCCAAAGCUGAGUGCUGGAUUCCUGGUGAGGACACACCCUGAUUUACAAUAAUGCCCUUAUCAGGUUUCCCCUACUACUUUGUUCCUUGACAUUGUUGCUUUUGUUACUGUUGCUGUGUGGUGAGCAGAUGCCCUUCUGUGAACUGCUCACUGUGACCUCUCGCAUUAGAGGUUGCCACCAGUUCGGAGCCCAUUAGGGAGCAUAAAGAUUUAAAAUUGUUCUUUACAAUGUGAGCCACAUUAUCACCUGCCACCAUGCUGUCCGUUUCCCUAGUGGUGUUGGUAUUGGUAUUGUACUCUGGCAGCUGCCAAGGCUGGCUUCAUAUAACUAGCUUUAAAAUUAUUGCUAGGCUGUGCAGAAUGGGACCCUCUAACUCUCCUUGUUUAGCUGGUCCUCCUUCCUCCCAGCUCUCUGGAUAACAGGACAACCCAAAGUGCAUUGCCCCACAUUCUCCUGCACUGUGUACAUGGUUCUGUGUACACUCUCCCUUGCUGAGGAAGUAUGGGAUAGAAGCCCUGACUUUCCCAGAGUCCAUUGAUGAAAAUCCAGUUAGGCACAGUCAUGAGUGCAUGGAUUAACAUGGUGACAUGGUUGUCUUGUGAAAAAAGCUGCUGCAUGGACACAACUGAACCAUGUAUGUUGUAACUGGGUCAUUUGCGAGUGUCAGCCUUGUUACACAAACAUAGAUGUAGUUACAGUGUAGAUGGUACCCAGCUGUUCUCUGUGCACUCAGUUGGUCUCACAGCCCCAUUCACUCUUCCAUGGGCUUCCUGCUUCUCAUCUAAUUAAAGAACUUAUUAUUAUUUUUCAUAGCUUGGCUACUUCUUCAUAUUUCCUCUUAGCUCCCCUCAUUCUCCAGCUUGUAACUGACCUGCCAGAGUUUGCCCCAGUCUAUUUGCCUUAUUUGGCCUGGAUUUCUUCCCUCCCCUCUCUUUUUGUAUUUGUUGUUGGCCAAAAUAAACUAUUGUACCUGUGGAUUUUUCCUUCCCUUUUUCCUUCCUUUUAUUUGUUCUGGAGGAUGGAUCCCAUCUGUGAUUUUUAAGUUAGUCUUAUGCAGCCUCCAUGCUGAUUCUGUGUUCUUUAAGUUCCUAGCAUUUUCCUUUAUCUUCACUCAUGCAAAGUUUCCCUGCUUGAAUUUCAGUGUCAGACUUGGCUGUCAGUCUGAUCCUCUGGAGAGGAUGUCGGAGCCAGUGCACAUUAUGGUCAUUGUUGAUGGCUCCACUGUCCUUCCUGCACCAACACCUGAAAAUUAUUCAGAACUAUGUUUAGAGUAGUCUCUGAUCUUGUCAGAUCCAGAACAAGAUGUUCCAAGAAACAGUCACCCAUAGUAUCAAGAAAUUGUUUCUUCAGGCCACAUCCUGAAGGGACCAUUGAUCAGUUGACCUCCUAAGUAGCUGAAGUUGCCCCUUAUCACUCUUGUAGUACUUUGUUGCCCCUGUCUGAUUUCUCUCCUCAUCCUGAUCUGCAGGUAUGUCCUUCCUACUAGAAUUAAUUUCUUUUGACCUAGGGAUUUUAUCCACAUGGAUUCUGUCUGAUGCUCCCCCUCUUGUUGGCAAUCUCUCUCAAGGAGACUGUAGAAUCCUGUGUGGGCAACACUGGUGGCUCCCCAGCCUCUGUGACCAAACCUAACUUUGCUCUGUCAUUCAUAGUCAGGAUCUGCAAUAUCCCAACCGAGUCUUACUUGUGAGCUUCAUGCACUGAGCGAGGAGCUGCUUGCCCUGCUAUGAUGCCAGGGCAGAUUCCGGAUCCAUCCCUGACAGCUGGAGCUCUACCUGGGCUUGGCCCCUUGACAGGACUCCCGGGCACCACCUUGACGGUGGAAGAGCUGAAGUACGCUGACAUCCGCAACAUUGGGGCUAUGAUCUCACCACUGCAUUUCUUGGAGGUCAAACUUGGGAAAAGACCCCAGCCUGUGAAAAGUGAGCUGGAUGAGGAAGAGGAGAGGAGGAAAAGGCGCCGUGAGAAAAACAAAGUAGCAGCAGCUCGAUGUCGCAACAAGAAGAAGGAGAGGACAGAAUUCCUGCAGCGGGAGUCCGAGCGUCUGGAGCUCAUGAAUGCCGAGCUGAAAGCCCAGAUAGAGGAGCUGAAGCAGGAGAGGCAGCAGCUGAUUCUAAUGCUGAACAGACACCGUCCCACUUGCAUUGUGCGGACAGACAGCAUCAAGACACCAGAGAGCGAAGCCAACCCACUGCUUGAACAACUAGAGAAAAAGUGAAGGUGGCACUGGCCAGGACAAGGAGGAGACAACAAAUUGGGGUCUCCAAAAAGUCGCCUAUGUACUGUAUGAAGAACUGUGCACCGAGGCCUUGUCCAGCCAGAACCCAGUGGGCUUUCUUGGGGAUUACAGGCCAACCAAAUAAGAGGAAGGAGAAGAUCAGGAACCUGCCAUUCAUCCCACUCUGAGGCUGAAGCUGGGAUGGGUCUAGCAGCUGUGGUGAGGGCAACCCCUUGCAAUACCUCUUCAUGGCCCUUCAGCCUGCUCAUCAGCCCCAGGGAUCAAGCAAGCAGCCCGUUUCAGGGCAUCCUGAAGCUGGAUCACGUUGAGAUACGGGGAGGGGAAGUUGCAGCUUCUUCUCUUCCCACACCUACUGGUAUGCACCUAGCUGGGAGUGGAGGCUUGACCCAGGAGAAAUGAACAUGUGUGGGAGAUGGAUGGCAGGCAAAGACAUGCUGGCUAUAUCUCCCAGGACUGUCCUAUCUCCGUCCCUCUGGAUCCUGCCACUGCUCCUUGCGCACACUCCGGAAUGGAAUCCGAAACAAAGAAUUGCAAACACUUGACACAAGCCCCGCCUUGCGGCUGGGCCUGUCCAUGGCACUGUGGCGCAGGCGCCCCACAAGCACACUCAGUAUAAUGUUUACAGCCCAGCUGUCCCUGUCGGCCGUGCUUUUGAAUGCACAUUUUUACACUUUUUUAUAUUUUUUACAAAGUUUUUAUACAGCUGUCUCUAUAUGGAUUUAUAUAAUCACUAGACGUGAUCCCAUAGAAAUGUAUGAUAUAAUGGCCCGUUUGUUACAAAUGCAUAUGCCACAGUUAUCUCAUUGUGUUACUUGUUAGGUGGUGUCUGGCUCCUUUCCCCUCGGCAUGCUGGAAAAGGGGCCCAUGCAGCCCUCCACACUGGCUCCGCUACCAUCUCCAUCCAUGUACGUUUUUCGUAAUACGCAGUCCUGUAUCUCUCAGUAAAUGUUACUUUGACUUAUU